Bolinopsis microptera is the source of this 1628-nucleotide messenger RNA. Its product is annotated as gamma-butyrobetaine dioxygenase-like. Lineage: Eukaryota; Metazoa; Ctenophora; Tentaculata; Lobata; Bolinopsidae. Gene Ontology annotation, biological process: carnitine biosynthetic process. The record is from RefSeq and is a predicted model, not a curated record. The transcript is spliced from 2 exons. Gene Ontology annotation, cellular component: mitochondrion. The coding region runs from base 8 to 1258 and encodes 416 amino acids. Gene Ontology annotation, molecular function: oxidoreductase activity.
AGGAAAAAUGUUAUUCGGACUAGCGCGGCUGAAACCAUCAUCUUUACUCAAACCACAGUUGACGAGACUGCUCAGUGAUGCUGUGAAGUAUACGGAAAAAGGAAUCCAGCUGGACGGGAGGGACUUGCUGCACAUCGAGACCCGUCAUAUGUGCCGAUGUGAAGCCUGUUUUGGGAAACACGCCCACUCACGCCUGGAUCUACCUUUAAGUGGGAGCUUGUCCCCGGGAAUCAAAGUGGAUGAGAUUGGUAGAAUGUCAGAGCAUUAUCUUGGAUUGAAGUGGAGUGAUGGACAUGAAGGACUAAUUGCGCGGACCUUGAGGGGAGACUACGGACCUAACCCCAUACACUCUCGUAUGGAAAAGUUGCAAGAACUGACAAGAAGGAAAAACGUAGAACAGAAAUUCUGGGCGGAGCCAGACGCAGAAGUUUCCAAGCUGUGGGAUUACUCCUGGGUAAUAAAGGACGUUGAUAACACCAGAGAGUUCCUGACCCACUACAUGAGAUAUGGUAUAGUGUUUCUGACAGGAAUACCGGCUGAAGAGGGCAUGUUGGACGUCGUAGAGGAGGGUCUAAAGAUGAGUCCUUUGCGGAGGACUGUGUUUAAGACGGUGGAUCUGGUAAAGUACAAGCCAAACCCUAUCAACUCAGGAUAUGGCGCCGAUGAACUUGCACUUCACCUUGACCUCUCCUAUUUUUAUCAGACACCGCACGUGCAGUUUUUCCACUGUGUGAAGAACACUGUUGAGGGUGGCGAGAGUUUCUGGGUAGAUUCAUUCUCAGCGAUCAAAGAGAUGUCAGAGAAAAGACCCGACCUUCUGGAAGUGCUGAAAACUGUUCCAGUGACCUACAGAUACACGCCACCAGGAACAGGAAUAUUCCAGAUAACUCACCACUGUGUGGUGAAUAUGCUCGGGAAGGACAUUUGGCAAACGGUUGAUCAACCGUUCAACCUGGAUUCGGCCAUGUUCACCCGUUUCACGGACACGGGAACCAGAGAGAAGUUUUGGGAAGCGUACACGUACUACAGAGGACUAGUGGAGGAUCCUAGUAGGCACUACACAAAAAGAUUGAAUUCGGGAGAGUUUGUAAUCACUGAUAAUUGGAGAGUCUACCACGCUCGAAGGAUGUUCAAAAAGACAGCUCCCGAACAAGAUAGGAUAGUUGCUACUUCUUACAUGGAUUGGCAGAUUAUGGUCAACAGGAUCCUCUCCCCGGACAAGAAAAACUCAAUAUUCUUAGAGAUAGAUCAACAUUGAGGAGUCAGCAAUUCAAUUAACACUCGCGGCUAUCCAUUAGCACGGACUACAAACUAAACAAUCGAGUUAUAAUAUUGUCUUCAUCUUCGAGGGUUUCUAUUUUUACUUCCGAGCUAUUAAACGUCAUUAUAUGGAGUUACCAGAAUAUUUAAUCUUUAUAACACUACUUUAUUUGACGAGACUUAAGAUUAUAAUUCAAAGAGAUACCAGACCAGUAAUUAACUAAUUCUAUCAAGAUAUACAGGAUCCAAACUAACUAGUUUAGUAGGUUUAAUAACCUGAACAUCUGCAAUAAAUAAUAAUAUAAAGUAAAAUAGAUAAUAAUAUAAAGCUUAACUUAAUUCAAAUGUGCAUCUUAUUGGGCUCAACG